AUGAGAAAGUCAAUGCUCUUCUUUGGCUUUCUUCUUGUCUUCCUUGGCCUGGCUCUGCCAGGCACCCAGGGAAAAGUCAUCCCCCAAUGUGACUUGGUGAAGAUCCUACGUCAGCAUGGCUUUGAGGGCUUUGUGGGCAAAACUGUAGCUGACUGGAUCUGCCUGGUAAAACAUGAGAGCAGUUACAACACUAAAGCGUUUCAUAACAAUGGUGCAAGCAGGGACUAUGGGAUCUUUCAGAUCAACAGUCAGUACUGGUGUGAGGAUGGCAAGACCCGUGGAUCCAAGAAUGUCUGCCAUAUCAGUUGCUCAAAAUUUCAAGAUGAUAAUAUUGAGGAUGAUAUUCAGUGUGCCAAGAAGAUUGCUCAAGAGGCUAAUGGCCUCAGUCCCUGGUACGGCUGGAGAAACAAUUGCAAGGGCAAAAACCUGAGUUCCUAUGUCAAGGGUUGCUAAUUCACUCCACAAGCAGCAACUGUUUUCUCAGGAUCACCAGUGGUGAAGAGUGAGGGUGUAUGGCGUGGAGGCCAGGGAAAAUAGAUGGGUGUGGGGAAUUAAAAGCAACAUAUUAUGAAGGUAGAAAGUGUGCUGGCUAUUGUUAACACUAUGAGGACUUUGCGCUACUGCAAUGCAAGUAAAGAACUUAAAGGCUGAUGGCUUAGUAGAAACAAAGCUUAGCAGAAGGGCAUUACAGGUGGAGUUUCAGCCAUUUACUUGCAUAAUUCUGUCUCAAGAUUUUGUUGUCCUGACUAACAGGGCUUACCGAAGUUUAGGGUUUCUCUCUCUUUUUGUCUCUUUCUCUCUUCUCCUUGACCUCUCCCUUCCUCCCAUCCUCCCUCCCUCCCUCCCUUACCUUCUUUCAUUCUUUUGUUCUUUCUUAUCUGAGUGUAGAAAAUACGAAAAUUAAUGAAUGCUAUAUUAGUUAUAAGACCUGCAUAAUUGCAGCUGCCUUAUAACUAGGACACAGUCACGGACUGAGCUGGGUAGUACAGUUAGCUGACACAGAGAGACAACUAUGCUGAAACAUGACCUUGCUCCUUAAAUUUAUCCGAGCGUCUGCUCCUGGCUGGUGUGAGAGACAGGGCACUGAAGUGUAUGGACAUCUGGCCUGGCUGAAUAUGGCUUUUCUUAUCCUUUGAGGUAUUAGAUCAAACACAGUCUAGGAAAGAUGCAGGCAGCAUUUCUGUGAGGAAAUAAUGGGUUGGAAAGCCAAUUAGGAAAGGGAAAUAUUUUGCCAUUUAGGUCACGAGUCCUUUUUCCAAAUGAAGGCUGAAUCCAGAAACUGCACAAAUGGAAGGUGACAACACUGAAAACAUGUCUGCUUCUUCAUAUGCUUUGUUCUGCUGCUUGGUGAGCAGUGACUGCUUUUAUGUUUAUGCAAUAAAGGGAUGCUUUAA
Gymnogyps californianus (California condor) is the source of this 1394-nucleotide messenger RNA. RefSeq names its product lysozyme C-like. Lineage: Eukaryota; Metazoa; Chordata; Aves; Accipitriformes; Cathartidae. The transcript is spliced from 4 exons. The record is from RefSeq and is a predicted model, not a curated record. Bases 1 to 453 code for a protein of 150 amino acids. Gene Ontology annotation, molecular function: lysozyme activity.